This is a messenger RNA of Pygocentrus nattereri (red-bellied piranha), 1587 nucleotides long. RefSeq names its product coiled-coil domain containing 59 (gene ccdc59). The transcript has 4 exons. Gene Ontology annotation, cellular component: nucleus. Bases 66 to 833 code for a protein of 255 amino acids. NCBI's taxonomy places the organism in Eukaryota, Metazoa, Chordata, Actinopteri, Characiformes, Serrasalmidae. The record is from RefSeq and is a predicted model, not a curated record.
GUGGCUCAGGAGCUGGCGCGUGUGUGUUUGUGUUUAGCGGUUUGCGAGUUUCACGUUAAUCCGAAAUGGAUCGUAAUUUCAAGACUAAAGCUUCCUUUCAUGGCAAACACCAAAAAGGGAACGUUGCAAAGGGUCCACCGUCGGCUGCUUCACAUCGUAAGAGGACAUGGGUUCCGGGGAGCAAGUUUUUCGAUGGAAGUGUGCAGGAAGGUCUGGGAUUUGCCUUCAAAAGGAAGCAGAAAAUUCAGCAUGAAUACAACAAACUUCUUCGAAAAGAGAGACGAAGAAGGCAGGAUUCCAGGGCGCAGACAACAGAUUACCCAGAGCAUCUGAAGCAUCUCUACAUGGCUGAACAGGAGAGGCUUGACAAAGAAGAGCAAAUGCACACGGAUCGCAGGAGGAAAGGGAGAGCUGCUAAUGCUGAGAAGGAUGAAGGAGAAGACACAGCACAAACCUCCAUCCAUUCCAGCUCUGUCACAGGGAAUGCAGGCUCACUGGAGAACUCUGCUGCUACUGCCUCAUCUGAAGAACUGCCACAGAGCUCACAGAUUGACAGCAGUCCCAUUAAAGGCUCACUGAGACAAAGAAAACAGAAGAACUUAUCUUGCUAUCAGAAGAUUGAGAAAGAAUACGAGAGGUUAAAGGAGGAAAAGGAGAGAAAGAGAGAGGAAUACCUGAAAAACAAAGCACAGCGAGAGGAAGCACUAAAGAGGUACAAGGACAAGAAAAUGGCAACAUAUCAGUUGUUAAAGAAGAAGACUAAGAAAGGUCAGCCCAACUUGAACCUGCAGAUGGAGCUGUUGCUUCAGAAGAUCCAGGCUCAAAGUAAAUGAACAAGGUGGACCAGUUAAAUGCUCAUUGGGGACCUAGCAGACAACAAAAGAAGCCUUGAAAUGUAAGAUUCCUUCCCAGAGUGAAAUGCCGAACGUGUGUUUAAGAAACUGUAUUACAAUCAGCUGUUCUUGAGACUUUUGUUGUAAGGAGGCACUUGAUGCUGCCUGGCAAGCCUUGUGUUUGCUGUGAUUUGUGGAUUAAUUGAGUGAACUGGUUUAUAUAUGUAUAGGAAUUAAGAUAUAGUGCUGGGGGGGAGAAGAUCUUAAAUUCUGCAAAAGUACAAAUUUAUAGUGUGCUUGUUUAUUGCAUUUAUCUGACCUCAGAGUGGUGUUUAUUGUCAAAUACUGUGUUUAUUUGUCACUUUUUGCCACCUUUAUAAAACAAAAAAAGAGAAUUAAGAGACGUACCAGUUUAUGUAGACCACUCUGUUGCUAUGUUUCCGCAGUCAGUUGUUGUAGGGUGCACAUUUCUGGUCUGUGUGGGAGAGUGUGAUGCAUUACCUCAUGCAAGGUAAAAUACAACAUUGACUCACCAUAUAUUUUUAGUCACCCUAGUGGUGCUAACAAAGCUGCAUUUAAACAGUUCAUACUGACAGCUAGACGGGCUGAAGGACGGCCUCAACCCAGUAAGUUUUAACACAGUGAGCAAAGAAGUGCAAACAAGAUUGCUAAAGUGAAGAAUGAGAGAAUCCAUAUCUUCAUACAUGUUGUAAGACUUUUUUUUUUCUUUUUGUUGACCAUUUAAUCAAAAAUG